AUACACACAGAGCCGUGAAACAGAGGAGAGACGCGGUCUUCCCGAAGUUUGCUUGCCUAAAAAUACACACAGAUGCAUUUUACUUCAUUUUCUGUAAAUUGCUCAUUGUAGUAAAGUGAAGACAGUCGCGGACAAACACACGUGUGCGCGCGAGGACGAGAAGCGCACCCGGUGAAGUUUAAAGACUGAAAGUCGACUCGCUCGCGUGGAUUACUCGGGAAUACAAAUCACUGCGAGUUUACCGGAGACAAAACGUCGCGUUUGUUCUUCCCAACCUCCAGAUUUCAAUGCUUUAAAUGAAGACUGACUUCACAGGAAUGUGCUAUGCCACUGGAUAAUCUAAAGGACUGCAGCCUCCUGAACCCUGUAUGUCUGACAAAUGUGUUUUCGCAGUGCAGUGUGGGAUGGCCCUCAUCUUCACCCUGUUUCAGUCCCUCCUCCUGGCCAUUCUGGGUGCCCCAAGGGUCCAUAGCAGUUAUCCACACUUCUCUUCCAAUGACACGGUCUUCCAGCACCUUGCAUUGCACCCUGACCCCAGCAUAGGGACGGUCUAUGUGGGGGCACGGGACCAUCUGUUCCAGCUCGCUGGCCUUGAUGGCCUCCGUCUCGAAGUAGAUGAGAAAACAGGACAGGUCAAAGACAGUAAAGACUGCUUGCCACCGGUGACCCUUGAGAACUGCCCUCAGGCUGGCCUUGUUAGCAAUCACAACAAACUGCUGUUAGUGGAUUCGUACUCCUUCCAGCUUAUCACCUGUGGCAGCGUCCACCAGGGCACCUGCCAAAAACGCAGUCUUGAAAAUGUGAAGCAAGUUCUCUUUUCUGCCGAGAGACCCGUUGAUACUCAGUACGUAGCGGCUAACGACCCGACGGUAUCAACCGUUGGACUUGUUGUGCGGCCGCAUGAUAAAGAUCCAGUCCUGUACGUCGGACGAGGGUACACCAGCAGUCACCCACCAGUCUCCACAAGACAACUUUUGACAGAGCCUGUGUUCUCGUACGAGGAAACUGCAAAACUCGCCGUCGCCGGUCGCCUCUCGGAGUACGACCAUAAUUUUGUCGCUACUUUUGCCCGACGUAACCACGUCUACUUCCUGUUCUAUAGGCGCGACCUGAAAACUACGAGGGAAUAUCGUACGUACGUGGCUCGGGUUUGUCUUGACGAUCAGGCGUAUUAUUCUUACGUUGAAGUUCCGCUAACAUGCCGUUUGCCUGGAAAGAACUACAAUCUCCUCCAGGGGGCGCAAGUGGGUGGUGGAGAAUACGGAGCCUCGCAAGUUUUAUUGGGAGUCUUCUCAACGCCGCUUAGUGGUGCUAGUGGACCCAGUGAGGAAUCGGCAUUAUGUUUGUACGAUCUGGAUGAGGUGGACCGCAGUAUUGAUGGUACUCGAGAUCUGUGCUACACACAAGAUGGGGGCAACAAUGUGGCGUACAUUGAAUAUGAAGUCAAAUCCAGCUGUGCCAACCUGCCCAUGAACACCCUGAACGCUUAUCCCUGUGGUUCAGACCACACCCCCAGUCCAAUGGCAAGCCGGGAGCCGGUUGACGCUAAACCGAUAUGGGAUAAUCCAUCCGCGCGUCUCACUGCUGUGGCCGUCAGUGUGAAGGAGGGGCACACGAUUGUCUUCCUGGGUGACUCCAAAGGCAAUUUGCAUAAGGUGUUCCUGGGUGAGUCAGGAGAGGUGAAGAGAUACUCCACUGUUCAGAUUCAAGCAGGUUCACCUAUCAACAGCGACUUACUGCUGGAUGUUAACCACAAACACCUUUACAUCAUGACCAGCAAUACUGUGGAAAAGAGGCCUGUAGCAGAGUGUGAAAAACACACUGAUUGUACUUCCUGUCUGGCAGUAAAGGACCCAUACUGUGGUUGGUGUGUUCUUGAUGGCCGGUGUGGGAUGCAGUCAGACUGUAGGUUGGGUUCAGUGGCAGGUCAUUGGCUGUGGAGUUUUGAUGACCAGCAGCAGUGCUUGAAAGUGGAGUCACUGAGCCAAUAUAACGCCAGCCUGGGAGAACAAAAACAGAUUGCUGUGGAUGUCCCAGGUUUGCCGAGCCUGUCAGAGGGUGACACGUACUCCUGUUUUUUUGAAGACACAGAGACGGCUGCCUCUCUCCAGGGGACCACAGUCACAUGCGCUACACCCGAGACCCACAGACUGCCACCUAUACCACAGGGAGAAGAUUGUGUACGUGUCCGACUGUCCCUUCGCUUCAGGAGAGUCACUGUAGUCGUCUCAGACUUCACCUUCUAUGAUUGCUCAGUGGUGCAGCAGCUGUCUGGCAGCAUGCCGUGUAGUGGUUGUGUUAGCAGCCACUGGCAGUGUAACUGGUGCAUCCACCAGCACGUCUGCACUCACAGGUCCACGUGUGACCGCGGUGUGAUCAUCUAUAACCAGCAUUUUACACUCCCCACAUCUACACCUCGAAUGGUUAAAGACGUUGAUACGAACACGGUUACAACCUCGACACCCUCUACGACAACCCUUCCGACCACAACCGUUCCGACCACAACCCUCCUGACCACUGAGGUUGCCAUAACAACCGAAGACGUAACAACAACCCCUUCCAUGACCCCUCCCACUACUCCAGAGCCAACCGCCGCCCCCACCACGCCUUUGGAAACCACAACUCCGCUCACCGACCCGCCCACUACCCCCAACCACGCAACAACUGCUUCUUCGCACCAAUCCGCUACCACUGCAGAGUCGAUCGAUACGACCACAGGGGCACAAACACUCUCGCCAAACGUCUCUUGGGUUGAGGACAGGGUGCAGGUAGGUGUGGUGUCGACGCCUACCCCCCGACUGCACGAAGGGCUUACGGUUGAUGCGUUGCAUGAAGACGCUGUCGAAUUGACCUUACCCACUUUGAGAGCCGGAGAAGUGGUGACUAUGGGAAUGUUGGGUGAGGUACUGCCCACGUCUGCCUCUGAAGUGGUGACCCUGUCGCAGGCAGAAUUGGAUAUAGAUGCCCUAAUAGACACGGGUGUCUCGGUGUCGUCCGCUAACGCCCCCUCUGGUGAUGGUGAGGCGGGUCUUGAUUCGUCCGAUUUCCCCAUUUCUUCAGACAUGGACUACCAGUCCGACUCAGCUGACCUUUUUCUCUUGGGAGAAGAGAGCUUAACAAUAAGCGGAGGUGCUCACGCAUGCCCGUGUUUGGAGAGCGUUCAGGGCAGCUCGCUUCUUCCUGUCAACGUUGCGAGCAAGAUUACUCUAGUCGGUCGCAACCUACACCUUUACCAGGAUAAAGAUCUGGAUUACCAGUGUGUGCUAAUAAUUGAGGGCCAAACUGUGGUGGUGGAUGCUUUCGUGGAAGUCGAUGAUGCCCAGCCAUCUCUCUUCUUUAUCACCUGCCAGCAACACAAGUACUCCUAUUCGGCUGACAUGGAGGAAUACGUGUCUACGGUCUCAGUUAGGAGAAGAGACUCUUUUCAGAUAGACUACCCAGAAAAUCUGCAUGUACAACUGUAUAACUGCUCGGUGGGCCGCUCCGACUGCAGCCGAUGUCACACGGCCAAUCGGCAGUAUGGAUGCGUGUGGUGCGAGGGAUCUCGUUCCAGCUGCGUCUUCAAGAGUUCCUGCUCCGACCACAUCCAGCAGACCUGUCCUGCUCCUCACAUACACAUGAUUACGCCUCUUUCUGGUCCAGUGGAGGGCGGUACUGUGGUCACAAUCUUUGGAUCUAAUCUGGGUCAGAGAGCAGAAGACAUCCAGCACUCCGUCACCAUAGCAGGGGUCCCUUGCAGAGUCAUAGCCGACAGAUACGAGGUCUCCUCAAGCAUUGUUUGUGAGACCACAGCGAGCGGAAGGGAAACAAGCGGCCACGUCUCCGUGGAGGUUAAAGGCGGAGGAAUCGGCCAAUCUGCCCAGCGCUUCAGUUACAAGGACCCAGUGUUAUUGGACGUGUCUCCUCUGAAAGGCCCAAUGUCAGGCGGCACAUCGCUCACCAUCACAGGACGAAACCUUCUAACGGGCCAUCCCAACGAGAUGGGCGUCCUGAUUGGUGGAGUCCCAUGUCACAUUUAUUCUGAGCAGCACAACGAUCGUGUUGAAUGUGUGACUGGAGGGAAUAACCGAACUGGAGAAAGUGCCGUUACCGUGCGGUUUGGUAAAGCACAGCGCCAUCUGUCGAAAGUUUAUUAUCACUACACACCAGAUCCUAAUGUAACCAAUGCCAUUCCAUCUAAAAGCUUCCUUAGCGGGGGUCGAAUCAUUCGAGUGUCCGGCCAGCAUCUGGAUGUGGUACAGGAGCCGCGUAUCCGUGUGACCCUGACCCCUCUAGAGUCCCAGACUCAAAGGAAGAGGAGGAGCGUGUUGGCAAGCGAGAAUAAAGUACACUACGGUCCUCUUAAAAGAAGGCGUCGGAUAGUCCCUGAACUGGACUGUCGUGAUAGUCUUUGUGUCGUCAAACAGGUAGAGUUCACACAAGUUGAAGAGCAGUGCACAGUGAACAGUUCCACUUUAAUCCUGUGUCCCACUCCAGAAGUGGGGCCCGAGGCCCUGCGUGCCGCAGUAAGCGUCCACUUCCUCUUGGAUAACCUCCAUUUUGAAUUUGAGGCGGUCAACGGCGGCCCCUUCAGCUAUGAGCCGAACCCUGUUCUUCACGACCUCAAUCAACACGAUCCCAGCAAACCUUUCCGCCACAAACCCGGCAGCAUCAUCUCUGUUGAGGGGGAGAACCUGGACCUGGCCAUAUCUAAGGAAGAGGUGGUGGCCCUGGUUGGAGAUGGAGAGUGCACCGUCAAGACUUUAACCAGGAAUCAUUUGUACUGCGAGCCGCCAGCACAACAGCCACCGGUGUCAGCGUCCAAGAAACGAGAUUCCAAUGACGCACUCCCAGAAUUCACUGUGAGGAUGGGAAAUCUCAACUUCUCUCUGGGUCGGCUGCAGUAUGAUUCACAGGGUCAGGCCACCUUCCCUCUGGAAGCUCAAGUUGGAGUCGGGGUGGGAGCCUUUAUUGUGGCUCUUAUUGUGCUGGUUAUCGUCCUCAUAUACAGGAGGAAAAGCAAGCAAGCCCUACGAGACUAUAAGAAAGUUCAAAUUCAGUUGGAGAAUUUGGAGACCAGUGUCAGAGAUCGCUGUAAAAAGGAAUUCACAGAUCUAAUGACGGAGAUGAUGGACGUAUCCAGCGAUCUCAUGGGAUCUGGUAUUCCAUUCCUGGACUAUCGUAGGUACUCUGAGAGGAUCUUCUUCCCUGGUCACAGAGAGUCACCGCUAACACGAGACCUUGAUGUUCCGGCUUGUCGCCGGGCCACCGUAGAGCAAGGCCUGGUUCAGCUGUCUAACCUUCUCAACAGCAAGCUGUUCCUCACCAAGUUCAUUCACACUCUGGAAGCCCAGCGGACCUUCUCUCCGAGGGACAGGGCGUACGUGGCGUCUCUCCUCACGGUGGCGCUGCACGGCAAGCUGGAAUAUUUCACAGACAUCUUAAAAACUCUGCUGAGUCACCUGGUGGAGCAGUACAUCACCAAGAACCCUAAACUCAUGCUGCGCAGGACUGAGUCUGUAGUGGAGAAGCUUUUGACAAACUGGAUGUCUAUUUGCCUGUACUCCUUCCUCAGGGACACGGCAGGCGAGUCUUUCUACAUGAUGUUCAGAGCCAUUAAGCAUCAGGUGGAUAAGGGUCCCGUGGAUGCUGUUUCAGGCAAAGCUAAAUACACGCUGAACGAUAACAGACUACUGCGAGAAGAUGUGGACUACCAUACUGUGACUCUAAAUGUUCUGGUGAGCAGCGGAGGCGCUGGUGAGUCACAGACGGUCCCUACCAAAGUCCUGGAUUGUGACACCAUCACUCAGGUGAAGGAGAAGAUCCUGGAGCAGACGUUAAAGGGCACAUCAUACUCCCACAGACCCACUGCAGACUCCGUUCAUCUGGAAUGGAGAGCAGGAAUGGCUGGUCAUCUGAUCUUGUCAGAUCAGGAUUUGACAUCAGUGGUUCAGGGGUCCUGGAAACGCCUCAACACCUUACAGCACUACAAGGUUCCCGAUGGUGCCACAGUAACACUAGUGUCACGACAGUCCAAACAAAUCCACCAUGACAGCCAUGACUACAUACCAGGAGAGAAGACUCCAAUGUUGGAGGAUGGAGAUGAUGAAGGAGUUAAACAAUGGCAUCUGGUGAAGGCCAAUGAGGAGGCAGAACUUCCCAAACACAGACGAGGCAGUCUGAGAGAUAAAGACCGUGAGAGAGCCAAGGCCAUACCGGAGAUCUACCUCACACGUCUGCUGUCUGUAAAGGGUACACUGCAGAAGUUCGUAGACGAUCUGUUCACUGUGAUUUUGAGUACCAGUCGACCGGUUCCUUUGGCUGUGAAAUAUUUCUUCGACUUGUUGGAUGACCUGGCGGCACAGCACAACAUUACAGACCCAGAGACCAUUCACAUAUGGAAAACAAACAGCUUACCGCUGAGAUUCUGGAUCAAUAUCCUAAAAAACCCUCAGUUCAUCUUUGACGUUCAGGCCUCUGAUAACGUGGACUCUGUGCUGUCAGUCAUUGCUCAGACCUUCAUGGACUCCUGUACCAUUGCCGACCACAAACUGGGCAGGGAUUCCCCGAUCAAUAAGCUUCUGUAUGCGCGAGAUAUCCCACGCUACAAACAAAUGGUGGAAAGAUAUUAUUCAGAUAUACGACAGACCAUCCCUGUCAGUGACCAGGAGAUGAAUUCUUCACUAGCUGAACUCUCAAGGAAUUACUCAAAUGAAGUGAAUCAUCUGGUGGCAUUGCACGAGUUAUACAAGUAUAUCAACAAAUACUAUGAUCAGAUUAUCACAGCAUUAGAGGAGGAUUCAACGGCUCAGAAGAUGCAGCUGGGAUACAGGCUUCAACAGAUCGCCGCAGCUGUGGAGAAUAAAGUCACUGACCUUUGACCCGUGACCGCGAACAGACACUUUGAAAGACUGAAAUAAAGACAGCCAAUGAGAGAGCAGAGACCCUGCCCGGAGCAAUGAACUCUCACUUCCUGCGGUUCUGAAGGAUCCUGAGAAGAACAGAGGGGAAUUGAGAUCUUUAACGCUGUUACAGUCGAAGACACAGCAUUUGUAGAUGUUAUAUCUGUCUUAGAUAUUACACACAUACACUGUUGCUGGUCUGUAGAGUUGCUCUUUCUCUUUGCUUUUGCUGAAGGUUUCAUGCAUUCGCCACACGGGGUGCCCGACAAGAUCUGUACGCUUUGCCUGAACGUUUUCUUUUUCUGUUGGUGUGAUGUUUCUGAUAGAGAAGCAUCCGGUUUGCUAGUGCUUCAGAUUUUUUAUGCAUUUUCUGAAUAUUGCUCAAAGCAAGUCUUACGCAGACCAACAUAAAGUUUGGGAGGAUGUUGUAAACUGCCACGCUCAAUGUCUUAAUAAUAAGAGUUUAUGAAGGAUUGUUUAUAAAGGACGUCUAAAUUAAUGAUGUUACGUGAUCCUGGUCUGAAAAAUAAUUUUUAGGAUGCUUUGUUUUUAUCCAAAACAUGUUUAUUUGUGAGAAACACUGGUUAAAGGGACCUCACCCUGACAGAGCCAUAUGUACUGUUUUCAUAUGGCAUAGAUUACAGUAUUAUAUUCAUUAACAUGCAUGGGUACUCACAGAGAUAAGUGGUUGGCACAUGCAUGUCGCACGUGUAGACCUCUUUUUUUUUUUUUUGAGUCACAUUUUAUCAAUGAUGUAAAUGUAAAUGGAAGGUUAACCUGAUUAACACACUUGACAAUUGAUUUAGGUAAAUAGGUUGUGUCAUGUAACGUUCAACAUGCUUGGUUGUAAAUUUUACAUAGUCUUCGAUGGUUUAUUCUUCAGUGUUAAUGUGUGCUGUUCUGAUGUUCUUGUUGGCUUACAUCACUAAAACAAAUAUGGUUUACCUGGCUGUCCUAAUGGGUACAGAUAUCUCCAUAUGGGUGAUUAUAUAACUGCAGGUACAUUUGGUGUCAAGUCAUUUUUUCAACUGGUUAUUAUUUUAAUAAUUUGGUACCCAUUAUGACGAAAUCACAAAAUGUUACAGGCCAUAGCAAUAUAAUAUUUAAUGUAAAACGUAUCUUAUUUAACUGAAAAUCAUGGUUUUCUUUUUUCUGAAUUAGUGUCAACUCUGUUACUGUCAACCUCUGUUACCAGGGUUGUGUGUGUGUGCGUCUGUGAGUGUGAGAGAGAUAUUUUGUUUUCCUCUGUACAUGACUGCCAGUUCUUUUGCAUACUGUCAACACUGUUACUCUAUUCUGGUAACAGAGUUAGACAGUAACAGUGUUGACAGUUGUGUAUGUGUGAGAGAGAGAGUUUGUGUGUCUUUUGUGUGUUACUCUACCUUGGUAACAGAAUUGAUAGGUAUGUAUAUGAGAGAGAGAGAGAGUGAUAAAGUUUGUGUUUCUCUGUGCAUGACUGCCAGUUCUGUUACAUACUGUCAACACUGUUACUCUUCCCUGGUAACCGAGUUUGACAGUAACAGUGUUGACAGUUAUGUUUGUGAGAGAGUAGUAGUGAUAAAGUUUGUGUUUCUCUGUGCAUGACUGCCAGUUCUGUUACAUACUGUCAACACUGUUACUCUUCCCUGGUAACCGAGUUUGACAGUAACAGUGUUGACAGUUAUGUUUGUAAGAGAAAAGUAGUGAUAAAGUUUGUGUUUCUUCGUGCAUGACUGCCAGUUCUGUUACAUACUGUCAACACUGUUACUCUUCCCUGGUAACCGAGUUUGACAGUAACAGUGUUGACAAUUAUGUUUGUGAGAGAGAAGUAGUGAUAAAGUUUGUGUUUCUUCGUGCAUGACUGCCAGUUCUGUUACAUACUGUCAACACUGUUACUCUUGCCUGGUAACAAAGUCUGACAGUAACAGUGUUGACAGUUAUGUAUGUGAGAGAGAGAGUUUGUGUGUCUUUGUGUAUGUCUUCCAGUUCUGAUAAAUAAUGUCAGCACUAUUACUCUACCUUGGUAACGGAGUUUGGCAGUAACAGAGUUGACACUGACUAAUUCAGACAACAUGAAAUUAUCAUUUUCAGCUAUAUAAGGCACAGGAAGUAUUAUAUUCACCCUGGCUUGUCACAUCUUGUGAUCCGUGGAGAUUAGUACUAAAUUAUUAAAAAUAUAACCAUUUGGGACACCAAAUGUACCUGCAAUUACAUAAUCACUCGUGUGUGUAUAUAUACGGUACAUCCCUGCACAUUUGGCUGAAAUGGUUACGACUGAAGUAGUUUUUUUAUUUUUAAGCGAUCAUGAUCAACUUUUCUUUUAAACUUUUCACAAAUUGUGUGAUUUUUUUUUUUACACAUCAUGACUAACAUAGAGUUGCUAUUUGGAGAUGUGCUUUUAUGUGCUUUCAGCAAUACAAAUUAGAUCAGAUGCCAAAUUGUAAAUGGCUAAACUACCUGUUUCAUCUUUCCUUAUUUACAGAAAUAGCUAAUGUUUGGUAAUUGUACAAUAUUAGUAAAUGAAAAGGUAAUGUAAACCAGUUGCCCAGCAGUUACAACCUGGUUAAUCCCCGAGUGUUUUUAGUAAGCACAAUUCGUUCCCUGCUUAAGAUGAUUUGCUGUAUUUUGGAAAAUGGUAGGUAGCUGGUUUCUACUAGUUCAGAAUGGUCAAGCCAGUGGUUUGAAGCAUGGUGUCUGCUCAACCAGCCAAUGUGCUGCGAUUGGAUGACAACAAACCAGCUACCAACCACCAAAACACAAUAACUGGCAUAAGUUGCACACUGUUGGAGUCACAUGCUGUUCGGCUGUUUCUGCAUUUAUGAUCAUGGCUCGUUCAGCUGUUCUUUUGAUGAUUGACAGUUCAGCUAUCUGUGUUUUUACAUAGUGCGAACACUGAAUGCACAAAUGUAACCUGAACUAAAUGCAGCUGCUGCCUCUUACACUGAGCAUUGCUUACAUACAGUAAUUGAUUUGAUUUCUAUAUAUUUAUUUAUUUAUUUUGUGUUCAAAAUGGAUUGAUGUACAGACCAAAUUUCUGUAAUUAUGACAUCCCCCCAAUUGUUUUUUUUUUUUUUUAAAUAAGAUUACCUUUAAUCUGUGGCUGAGAGCUAUAGGUUUCAAUAUCUUUGAACAUUCAUGCAGGUUUCUUUUCGCUGUAGUUCACUGUUAUGCUGGCCUUUUGGUUUGUAUGAUACACAACUGAUUGUUUUGUAAGUCUUGCAAGGGACGUGCUGGCUAUUCGAGGCUAUUGUAAAUUGUUUGAUCUCCUCGCUCUUUUUACCUGUGCAUUUCUACGCAUUUCUGUAAAUAAAAUGUGCGAUCAUAAAUGUUUCAUAAGCCGUUAAACUGAAGCAAAUGUCAGUUUUUAUCAGCUGUUCUGUAAUACACUGUUGAAAAAGUUUCAUUUUAAGACAGAAUGGUUAAAUCUUCGCAUUAAAGGUUUAGUUCACUUAAAA
This is a messenger RNA of Misgurnus anguillicaudatus (oriental weatherfish), 10315 nucleotides long. It is a transcript of the gene plxnb1a, whose product is annotated as plexin b1a. The record is from RefSeq and is a predicted model, not a curated record. NCBI's taxonomy places the organism in Eukaryota, Metazoa, Chordata, Actinopteri, Cypriniformes, Cobitidae. Gene Ontology annotation, molecular function: protein binding; semaphorin receptor activity. Gene Ontology annotation, biological process: axon extension; regulation of cell migration; regulation of GTPase activity. Gene Ontology annotation, cellular component: plasma membrane; semaphorin receptor complex.